GUUAGCUGAAGUGUUUAAUAAAGCGGAAUGGAUUGUUUAGCCGUCGCUGUAAAUUUGUUAUAUUUAUUCAUUUAGAUUAUUAAGAAAUAUAUUAUUGUUACCUACAGGAAUUUAGACAAUUGUGUCCUACUUUUGUUAUGUUAUUCGCUGUUCCUGUUGCCUUUGUCGUUCAAAACUGAAGCAUAUUUACCUGGUCUCUGAUAGUUUCCUCGACCAUAUUGAAGUAGUGGUGUUGUGUUAAACAGAAGCUGCUCUGUGUUCUGUUCUCAGAGGUGGAGGAUGUCGGUCGCAGCUUUACGUCUGAUCCGCUGUCGGAGACUGAGCACACCUGGGCCGCCGCGUGUCAACAGAAUGCUCCAGUGGAAAGAUUUAGGAAAAGUUGCCAAAGUUACUAGUGCUGUUAUCUUGGGAGGCUGUCUUUUCAUCACUUAUGAGGUGGUGGCCUUGGAUAAGGCUGUGACCAUUGAUACAAGUGCAAUUCUCCAGGAGAAAUAUAAGUCAUAUAUCUAUCUCAGAGCCUCUCCUGCAGCGGAAAAGGAGAAUCUAACUGCAGGCCUCAUUUAUAAAGCGAGAAAGGAACUACACAAAGCAGCACGGCGGUUUAUAGAAGCGUCCUCCAGAUUAUUUCUACAAUCGUUAGAUGAACACUUAAGCCACGUGGAUGCAGACCCGCACGAAGUCGCCUUAUGGGUGCUGCUGAAGCAAACGCAGUCGGCUAACAAAGCCAUCCGACUCCAGGCUGUCCAGGAGCUGGCAGACAAUCACCACUGGCAUGCCUACCAGUACCAGACAGCAGCCCAAGUCAUUGACCAGAGGACCGCCGUGGGAUUGGCGAGAACUCCCCAUGUCGACCUUAGGUUCUUUCGACAACCCCCUGCACUUCCAGACCUGGAAGAUGGAAUGUCGGUAGAAGACGGGCUUCGGCAGCUGCUGGCGUCCCUGCCGCAGUCGGAGGUGGAUAAAUGCGUCCAGUACUUUACCUCACUGGCCCUCAGAGAGAGCACGCAGUCCAUGGCGGCACAAAGGGGCGGUCUGUGGUGUUUUGGUGGGAAUGGGCUUCCUUAUGCGCAGAGUCUCACUUCUGUCCCUUCAGAAAAGGUGGAGUCCUUCUGCCUGCAGGCGCUGGUGCAGCACUCAAAGGUACAAAGCCACUGUGACCACAUAGUGGCAAAAGGAGGUCUGCUUCUCCUUCAAAGGAUUUAUCAGCUCCGAAGAGACUCUCCUAAAAUCCAGAGAAACAUCAUUCGUAUUAUCGGAAACUUAGCACUGAAUGAAAGCGUCCAUCAGGAUAUCGUUCAGUCGGGCUGGCUGUCCAUCCUGGCUGAGAUGAUGCAGUCUCCUCACGUCAUGCAGGUGUCUUACGCAGCUCGAGCUCUAGCCAACCUGGACCGGGAAACCGUGGUGGAGAAGUACCAGGACGGGGUCUAUAUACUCCAUCCACAAACGCGUAACGGGCAGCCUGUCAAAGCAGACGUGCUGUUCAUUCAUGGGAUCCUGGGAGCUGCUUUCAAAACGUGGAGGCAGAAGGACAGUAGUUUACUCCAGGAGGAGCCGGAAGUGGAAAGCAGAAGCGAUUACACAGAGUGUUGGCCUAAGUCAUGGUUGGCCGCCGACUGUCCAAAUCUGAGAGUUCUCUCAGUGGAGUAUGACAGUCAUCUUAGCGACUGGAUGUCCAAGUGUCCUGCUGAAAAUCAAAGGAAGUCUCUGGCCUAUCGAAGUCGAGAUCUGCUAAAGAAGUUAAAGCAAGCAGGAGUCGGGGAAAGACCUGUGGUCUGGGUAGCCCACAGUAUGGGAGGAUUACUCGUAAAGAAAAUGCUUCUGGAUGCAUCUGAAGAUCCAGAAAUGAAAGACUUGUUGAAGAACACCAGAGGCGUCUUGUUCUAUAGCGUUCCUCAUCACGGAACCUUCAUGGCCGAAUACUCGGUCAACGUCAGAUACCUCCUUUUUCCAUCUAUAGAAGUCCGAGAACUUUGUAAAGAUUCACCAGCGCUGUGCAGUCUGAAUAAAAGUUUCGUGAACAUCGCAAAAGAAAAUGAUUUUAAGGUGAUGAGCUUUGCAGAAUCGCAGGCCACAAACAUCGGACCCAUGAUCAAAAUACUCGUGGUGCCGAGACAAUCGGCAGACCUCGGCAUCGGAGAACUCAUCGAGGUGAACGUGGAUCACCUCAACAUAUGCAAGCCAGAGAAGAAGGACUCAUUUCUGUACAAACGCAGCCUCCAGUUCAUCCAGGAGGCCCUGCAGAGCUUCAUCAGCCAGUGACUCCAGCACCUUAUCAGCACUAAGACAGUGAUGCAGACUACUGUAUACUUGAACUGUGGAGUGAAAACGCACAUGACCCCCCGGGAUGACUUUUAAGCAUUAACAAACCAUAAUGUGAAGUGUGAGGGAUCACUCACUAUUUAGACUAACUUAAAUGAUAUGAAACAUUUCAGCUGUGAUAACAAACCUAAUUUUUACUCACUCCUCAUAAAUCUGUAAAUCAGAUCACUUUUACAGAUUAUAUUUUUACAGUGUGUUGUCAUGUUUAGAAAUAGAGUCAGAUUAUUUUUUAAUUAUUAUUUAUUCUGAAAUGUACUAACAGUUUAUUUACGUACAUGAAGGAUCUGUGAUAUGCUUAAAAAAUACCUUUCACAUAUUUAUUUUUACAUUUGAGAGUUUUAUUCCCCCCAAAAAAGCACAAUGUUACUCAUAAUUGGUGCCAAAAUGUAUUUUUUCCUCCUAAAACCUUACCAUAGAUUGGUUUCUCUUUGUAUAUUUAAAAACAUAUUUAUUUUUUAACUAAUGAUGUGAUUGAAUUUAGCACAACUGCCACUAACGAUGCCCAUCGCUGUCAAUAAAUGACUGUAACAACCGA
This is a messenger RNA of Oryzias melastigma (Indian medaka), 2854 nucleotides long. It is a transcript of the gene serac1, whose product is annotated as serine active site containing 1. Lineage: Eukaryota; Metazoa; Chordata; Actinopteri; Beloniformes; Adrianichthyidae. The coding region runs from base 280 to 2259 and encodes 659 amino acids. The transcript has 16 exons. The record is from RefSeq and is a predicted model, not a curated record.